AUGCCCGCCGUCAGGAAGAAGACGAAGAAGCAGCGGCGCGAGAAACGACAACUCGACAUUGCCAGACGGAUACUCGAGGAAGAGGCCCUGUCGACACUAACACCGCCCUUGCCAGCCAUGGAUCCCCAAGCAAAGCGCAACAUUGUCAUUGUCGGUGGCGGCAUCAUCGGCUCCACAACGGCCUACUUCCUCACAAGACACCCGAAAUACAACCCCGCCCUCCACCGCAUCACCAUCCUCGAGGCCACCGCUAUCGCCUCAGGCGCCUCGGGCAAAGCAGGUGGCCUUCUCGCCCUUUGGGCCUACCCGUCCUGCCUCGUCCCGCUUUCCUACCGCCUGCACAAGGAGCUCGCCACAGAGCACGGCGGCGAGAAGAGAUGGGGCUACCGGCGCGUCAACUGCGGCAGCUUCGAGGCCCGCGUCACGAAGCAGACGCUCGAAAAAAUCAAACAAGCCGCCGUGAAACCCGAGGCAGUCGCGCCCGGCGCCAACGAAGGCGAGCAGGAAAAGGGGUGGGAGAGGCUGCCGAAGCAGGACGAGGCCGCCGAGGCCAUGCUAAGGGAUUCGGGCGGCGUCGUGCCGGGGGACCUCGACUGGAUCGAUCGCGCCGCCGUCGAGACGUACGCCGAGAUGGGCAGGCCUGGCGCGACGGAGACGGCGCAGGUGCAUCCCUACGACUUCACCACCUCCAUGGCGGCGCUGGCGCAGGAAAAGGGGGUUGAGGUGCGGACCAACGCGCUGCUGAAGAGAAUCAUCUCCGGUGAGGGCGGCGACGGCGGCGGCGGAGGCGUCAAGAGCGUCGAGUACCUCGACCGCGAGACCAACGAGACCCGGACGAUCGACGACGUGACGGACGUCUUGGUCUCCGCGGGCCCGUGGACCGGCCGCCUGCUGCCGCGGUCCAAGGUCACGGGCCUGCGGGCCCACAGCGUCGUAUACAACGCCGACGUCAGCCCCUACGCCGUCUUCACCAGCAUCAAGCUCCCGGCCGACUUUGUGCCCGAACACCGGGUUAGCAAAGGCCAAAAGAGGAAGCAUAAGCGCGUUGUCGACCCGGAGAUUUAUGCGCGGCCGUAUGGCGAGGUGUAUGCAUGUGGCGAACCAGACGAGGACGCACCCCUCCCCGACACAGCAGACAAGGUCCAAGUAGACGAAGCCAACUGCGACGACAUCAUCUCGUACAUCGCCACCGUCAGCCCCGCCCUGGCGGCCGCCUCCAUCAAGGCGAAGCAGGCGUGCUACCUGCCCCAACACGAGUCUGGGCCCCUCAUCGGCGCGACGUCCGUGCCGGGCCUGUGGCUCGCGGCCGGCCACACGUGCUGGGGCAUCCAGAACGGACCCGCAACGGGGAAGCUCAUGUCCGAGUAUAUACUCGACGGCAAGACUGUCAGCGCCGAUAUCUCGGAGCUGGAUCCGAGGCGGAUAUUCAGUCCCAAGGACGAUGUCUUUGACUAUGCGCUGCUCCUAGUACAAGGGUCCUAA
Colletotrichum acutatum is the source of this 1482-nucleotide messenger RNA. RefSeq names its product FAD dependent oxidoreductase. The transcript is spliced from 4 exons. The coding region runs from base 1 to 1482 and encodes 493 amino acids. Gene Ontology annotation, cellular component: late endosome; cytoplasm. Gene Ontology annotation, molecular function: oxidoreductase activity. The record is from RefSeq and is a predicted model, not a curated record. Gene Ontology annotation, biological process: retrograde transport, endosome to Golgi. NCBI's taxonomy places the organism in Eukaryota, Fungi, Ascomycota, Sordariomycetes, Glomerellales, Glomerellaceae.